Cheilinus undulatus (humphead wrasse) is the source of this 1153-nucleotide messenger RNA. It is a transcript of the gene bcl7bb, whose product is annotated as BAF chromatin remodeling complex subunit BCL7B b. NCBI's taxonomy places the organism in Eukaryota, Metazoa, Chordata, Actinopteri, Labriformes, Labridae. The coding region runs from base 38 to 649 and encodes 203 amino acids. The record is from RefSeq and is a predicted model, not a curated record. The transcript is spliced from 6 exons.
UGGGGCUUGGUCUUGAAGUUUUCAGAUGCAUCUGUAGAUGAAUCAUAACAGCAUCAAGAUGUCGGGACGAUCAGGCCGUGCUGAGACCCGAAGUCGCGCUAAAGAUGAUAUUAAAAAGGUCCUGGCUGCCAUCGAGAAAGUGCGGAAAUGGGAGAAGAAAUGGGUGACAGUAGGUGAUACAUCCUUACGCAUCUUCAAGUGGGUGCCAGUUACAGAAACAAAGCAGAUAUAUCGCACCAAAUCCACAGGUGGAGAUGUAAGAGGACUGAAGGAUGUGGUCCUUGAAAACACAAACUCUCUCCUGGACUUCACUGAUGAAAAUAGCAACCAGAGCUUUUUAUCGGACGUUUACCAGCCUAAAAUGGAUAACAGCAGCAGCACAUCGAGCUCACAGCAGGUCAGCCCUCCACAUACCUCCAGCCUCCGGACCGAAGACUCACAGCCACCCAUGUUGGGCCAGGAGAGUGUGGAUGAGCCAGUUCAUUCAGGGCAGGAGGGGGCUGAUGAGCCACCUACUCUUAUCAAGGAGGAGCUACUUUCAUCAGGAACCACCAGACGGAGCAGCCCAGACACACAGGAGGAACUGGAUGAAUCAGGAGCACCUCCUUUAAAGAAGAUUUGCACAGGAGACAACACGGUUUUGAGAUAGCUUAUUUAUAGUUGUUUUGUUAAAAUGCAAACAAUACUUGUCCCUUUCAGAUUAGCUAAGAUUUAAGGUUCUGUUGAAAUGUUAACAUGAAUUUUACAUCUCAAAAUUACAAGUAUUACAAGUAUUUACUGCUUAUUUUGUUCACUUUAAGAGCUCUUUUAAGUAUUGCUGUAUGAAGUGAUUGCUGGGAAUAAAGGAGGGGAUUUUACAAACUGAUGCAAGGAAGUGCUGCUGAGGACAGUUAGUAUUUUAAAUCAUCUGCUGUAAAUUUCUAGUUUUCUGCUUCUAAUUUUCGCUUUAUGCAGUGUAACUUUACUUGUGCAUGUUCUCAUAUUUCAUUGCUCUUUUUAGGUUUACAGGGGCAUUUUAGGGGGAAUAAAGUUAAUUGUGUAACUUUAUGAAGAUAAAUGUUUAGGUGUGCUAUUCUGCUUUUUUUCAUGCAACACCCUUCAUAAAACAAAUCUUUUUGUUCAGCUCAUUCAAGAAUAAAUGAUUUUUUUGGUA